Messenger RNA from Didymodactylos carnosus, 1509 nucleotides. Lineage: Eukaryota; Metazoa; Rotifera; Eurotatoria; Philodinida; Philodinidae. The record is from the annotation of a GenBank genome assembly.
AUGUCCAUUACAACUAUUCAAGCUUUAAAUGACGAUGUUUUAAACUCUAUUUUACGUAAAACUGCUUAUGCUAUAGCUGCCGGAUUUGUGAUUGGUGUUGCUACUUGGAGUGGUUAUCGAGCUGCUUCAACACAAAAAUAUAUUAUUCCAAAUCGACAUCCAGAAUCAAAUGAUCAAAUUGAAAAAGUAGUUGAAUCAUUAAAAAUAGCUGAUGAUGGGCUUCGAAAAGUUAUGCAAAUAUUGGAAGAUGAAAUGGAUGCUGGUUUAUCACCGGCCACCCAUAAAAAUGCUGUGGUCAAAAUGUUUCCCACCUACGUUCGUUGUACACCAGAUGGUACAGAAUCUGAACAAGUAUUAGCAUUAGAUUUAGGUGGAACAAAUUUUCGUGUUCUGCUAAUUAAUUUACAAGGUCGAACUAAUAUUGAAACUAAAUCAAAAAUUUUUCUUAUUCCUCAAAGUAUUAUGGUUGGCGAUGGACAAUAUUUAUUCAAACAUUUGGCCGAUUGUUUGCUGGAUUUUAUGAAAAAGGAAAAUUUAUUAAAUACCGGUGUGCGUUAUCCAUUAGGUCUUGCAUCAGCUCGUCUAACACAAUGGACAAAAGGUUUUAGUUGUGCAAAUGUUGUUAAUGAAGAUGUUGUCAAACUGCUUCAAACAGCCAUCAAUGAGAAGAAGCUCAAUGUUGAUUGUGUUGCUCUUGUGAAUGAUACUGUCGGUACAUUGAUGGCUUGCGCCUAUAAAGAUCCUCAUACAUUAAUUGGUUUAAUAUUAGGUACUGGAACGAAUGCAUGUUACAUGGAACAAUUGGAUAAAGUUGGAACAUGGGACGGCGAUUAUAAUAUGCCAAAACAAGUCAUAAUUAAUAUGGAAUGGGGAGCGUUUGGUGAUAAUAAUAAAUUAAAUCAUAUAAGAACAAAAUAUGAUGAAGAAGUUGAUUUAUCAUCGAUUAAUCCUGGCAAACAACUAUUUGAAAAAAUGAUUAGUGGAAUGUAUAUGGGUGAAAUAGUAAGAUUAAUUAUAAUAGACUUAAUGCAACAAGAACUAUUAUUUUUGGGUCAUAAUGAAGGAUACGGUGAUUAUAAAGCUCCAUUAUAUUCACGCGGUGGUUUCUAUACAAAAUUUGUUUCAACAGUGGAAAUGGAUGAAGGAAUUGGAUUUAGUAACACAAGACGUGUAUUAGAAGAUGUUGGUAUCAGAAAUCCAACUUAUGAUGAUUGUGCAAUUGUACAGCAUAUUUGUCGAAAUGUAUCAAAACGUGCCUCUCGAUUAGCGGGAGCAGGCUUGGCUGUUUUAAUUAAUCGAAUUAAUAAGCCAGUUUGCACUGUUGGUAUCGAUGGUUCGGUAUAUAGAUAUCAUCCACGUUUUAAACGAAAUAUGGAAAAAUGCAUGCAAACACUAGUGAAUAAAAAUAUCAAGUUCAAUUUGGAAAUUUCUGAGGAUGGAAGUGGUAUUGGAGCUGCGUUGACUGUGGCGGCCUACACACGAAAAAGUAAUACAAAUAAAAGAAGUUAA